Molecule: messenger RNA, 5018 nt
Organism: Alligator mississippiensis (American alligator)
Lineage: Eukaryota; Metazoa; Chordata; Crocodylia; Alligatoridae
Gene: FANCD2
Product: FA complementation group D2
Exons: 45
Coding region: 281-4639 (1452 amino acids)
Biological process (GO): interstrand cross-link repair; homologous chromosome pairing at meiosis; mitotic intra-S DNA damage checkpoint signaling
Cellular component (GO): nucleus; condensed chromosome
Molecular function (GO): DNA polymerase binding
Source: RefSeq, a predicted model, not a curated record
CUUCUCGAACGUACCAGGAACUGCGUCAUCAUAACGCGACAGCAGCCACGACCUGGCGGGAAAUUCAACUCUUGUGAGCGCGAGCGUUUCAGGACCCAGAACAUCAAGACCCUCAUGGAGUGAAUACACUGAGCACCGCCCCAUCAUGGCUCAAGACUUCAGAUGACACAUUAACAUUGCUGCACAGAAUGAGACCCAACAAGUGGGAGCUGGGCAGCUCAAAGAACACGGAGGUGGCUAUACCCUCUUUUGAAAGGCAUACAGCAACUAUUUUGUGGCCAUGGUUUCAAAACGAAAAUUGUCCAAAUCUGAUGCUCGUGGGGAGAAUCCAAUUAUAGAGUUACCAGAAGCAAAAAAGUCUCGUAUCUCUGAUAACAAAAAGCCCUCUGCCCAAGAUGGAGUGGUGGAAGAUGGUGGUGUACUUGUGGAACUGCUGAGAACAUCAGGAAUUACACUGAAAACUGGGGAAAGCCAGAAUGAAAUUGCUGUGGAUCAAGCAACUUUCCAAAAGAAACUCUCUCAGAUGCUGAAGAAACACCCGUUCUAUCCACAUGUUGUGCAGGACUUUAUCAGUGGUUUAGAGUCUCACAUUCAGGACAGAGACCUGUUCAGGAACUGUCUUCUGCCUUGUGCUCCUACCCGCAGCGAAGGUGCAAGGAUUAUGGUGCAUUCGUACUGUGAAAGCCUCAUGAAACUACUACUUGGAAUUGAGAUUUUACAGCCUGCUAUUAUAACAUUGUUAUUGGAAAAGCUUCCCGAGUUCUUUUUUGACAGUGUGGGCACCUUUGGAACCAAUUUUCCUCGGCUCAUUGUUAAUCAGUUUAAGUGGCUUGAAAGGGUACUUGACAGCAAGGAUCUCAUCAGCAAGUUAAUGCAGAUGGUCAGUGUUUCUCCUGCACCAAUCCAACAUGACAUAAUCACCAGUUUACCUGAGAUCCUGGAAGAUUCCCAGCAAAGUGAGGUUGCCAGAGAGGUUAGCUGUUUAUUAAAACGGGACACGCGACUAACUGUUCCAAUCCUGGAUGCCCUUUCCAGUUUGGAUCUUGAUGCAAGACUGCUGGCUGAGGUGCGUCAGACUGCUAUGUCCAUAGUGCCAGCUGUAAAAUUGGAAGACUUGCCUGUUGUAACCAAAUUUAUUCUUCAUAACAUUAAGGCCACAGAUGCAGAAGAGGUGAUUUCUGAUCUCCGUAAAAACUUGGAUCUGUCCUCAUGUAUUUUACCCAUGCAGAUACUGGCUUCCAAGAACAAGCUCAAAAGCCAGGCCCAAGCAAGUUCCUCUAUGAGCCAAGUAAGCAGUAGUCAAAACUGUGUGAAACUCCUUUUUGAUGUGAUAAAGUUGGCUGUGAGAUUUCAGAAAGGCAUUUCAGAAGCUUGGAUUAAGGCUAUUGAGAACACUGUCUCUGUAUCUGACCAUAAGGUUUUGGAUCUGAUAGUUCUCCUGCUAAUCUAUACUACAAACAUCAAGAACAGGAAGCAAAUUGAGAGACUGCUGAGGAACAAGGUUCAACUGGGCUAUGUGCCAGAGCAGCUGCUGCAGAGCGCCUUCCAAAAUCACUCGCUGGUGAUUAGAGACUUCUUCCCUUCAAUUCUGUCACUGGCUCAGAGCUUUGUGCAUUCUGCAGACUCAUGUGUUGUCUCGUUUGGGAGCUGCAUGUACAAGCAAGCAUUUACAGCAUUUGACUCUUACUGCCAGCAGGAAAUUGUGAGUGCGUUGGUUACUCAUGUUUGCAGUGGAACUGAUGCAGAAGUGGACAUUUCUUUGGAUGUGCUCACUGACCUGGUGACUCAGCAUACCUCAGUGCUGAUGUGCUAUGCUGCCUUUGUGAAGAACGUUUUAGAUUAUACGGAGAAACUGAAUCCCCAGCAAAUCCGGAAGCUCUUCUACAUUCUUGGUGUGCUGGCAUUCAAUCAGAGGCAGGAAGGCAUCUACAUUCAGGAUGAUAUGCAUAUGGUGAUCAGGAAGCGUCUCUCUAGCAGUCACCUUAAGCACAAACAAAUGGGGAUAAUUGGUGCUAUAACCUUGGCCAGCAGUGUGGCAGCAAAGAGAAAUGAAGGAGAUGGGAGUUUGUUGGAAAGAACACAGAUGAGUGAAGAGCACCAUAGGCAGCUCAUCAUCCUGCUUGAUCUUGUGAGCUUCUGCUGUGAACAGACUCCGAAAGCUUUGGCGCUCUAUUACGAUGAACUUGCAAACUUGAUUGAGAAACAAAAAGGAAAUUUGGACUCUCAAAUCCUGGAUCGGGUUGGAAAGAGCAUGGUGGAAGACUUUCCCAAUGACUUUGUGGUGGAUCUCACUCCAGAAAUAGAUGGUCUUUACCCACUCCCAGUGAAGUCCCUGUAUAAUCUGGAUGAAGAUGAGACCCAGGGAGCAAUUGCUAUCAAUCUCUUACCACUGCUAGCACAGAGUGAGUUUGGCAACGUUACUGAGGAAAUGGCAACUGAGAAUCAGAGCAAAAAGGCCGUAUCUCCAGUAUGUCUGUCACCCUCUUUCCGAUUGCUGAGGUUUUAUGUGGCAGAAAAAAACAAUGGGAGCCUGGAAGAGAUCGAUGCGUUGUUAGGAUGCCCCUUAUAUCUUACCGACUUAGAGACUGAAGGGAAGCUGGACUCCUUAUCUAGGCGGGAGCGAGAGUUCCUGUGCUCACUUUUAUUCCAUGCACUCAAUUGGUUCCGUGAGGUUGUGAACUCCUUCUGUCAGCAGCAGGACCCUGAGAUGAAGGGGAAAGUUUUAACUCGAUUACAGAACAUCACAGAGUUACAGAGUGUCCUGGGAAAGUGCUUAGCAGCAACUCCUGGCUAUGUUCCUCCACCAGCUGUCUUUGAUUCUGAAACCUUAGAAGCAGCACCCUCUAUCAGUGCCAUUGGUCCAGCAAAAAAGAAGAAAAAAGGAGGGAAAAACCAAAAAUUUGAUUACAGCAAAAGUUCCUCUCCAGACCCCUCUGAAAUGGAGGAGAAUCUUGAAGGAAUCCAGCCUGAAGCUGAUACAACCCAACUAGAGAAGGAUGCCAGUGAAAGAGAAGCAGUGAUCCCUUCAGUGCAGCUGCAGAGAUACCGUGCGUAUUUUCGAGAGCUAGAUCUUGACGUGUUCACCAUACUCCAUUGUGGGCUGCUAACAAAGUCGGUUUUGGACACAGAGAUGCACACAGAGGCCAGAGAAAUUGUCCAGCUGGGUCCUGCAGAACUUGACUUCCUUCUGCAGGAUUUGUGCUGGAAGCUGGAGCACGUGCUGGUACCAGGCACUACAAAGAAAACUCCUUUCUUAAAGGGGAAAGGCUGCAGAGACCUUGGAUUCUCCCAUCUGUGUCAAAGGUCACCUCAUGCUGUUGUCCAGUGUGCAGUCACACUACUAAAACCACUGUGUAAUCACUUGGAGAACAUGCACAAUUACUUCCAGGCGUUGCUUAUAGAAAACCAUGGGGUAAUGGAUGGACCAAGUGUGAACAUUCAGGAGCACCAGCUUAUGUCUUCCUGUUACCAGAAGUUGCUGCAGACUUUUCGCCUUCUGUUUGCCUGGAGUGGAUUUUUUCAGCAAGAAAAUAAUGAUUUGUUGAUGUCAGCCCUCAAGGUCCUUUCAGACAGACUAAAGCCAGGAGAGACAGAGUUUCUUCUCCUUGAGGAACAGAUCAGUGAUGCUUUUCGCUACUUGUCAAAUUUCCAGCAUAGCAUCCCCAGUUUCCAGUGUGCACUUGAACUCAUUCAGGUCCUGAUUAUCAUUGCUGAGAAACCUUUGGCCAGCUGGAAAAGGGACAAAAUAGCUUCACUAGCAAAACAGUUCCUGUGCCAGUCCUGGAUGCAGCCCAGUGGAGUACGAGAGAAAGGCAGCCAGUUCAAUGAUGCUCUGCAUGUCAUGCUCAGUGUGUAUAUGGAGCACACAGACAACAUUUUGAAAGCUAUAGAAGACAUUGCCAGUGUUGGGGUCUCUGAGCUAAUUAAAUCUGCUAAAGAUGGAUGUUCCUCUACCUAUCCUACCCUGACCAGGCAGUCAUUCCUGGUUUUCUUUCGAGUGAUGAUGGCUCAAUUAGAGAGUUCGGUGAGAAGCAUUCCUGCUGGAAAAUCAUCAGAUUCAAGUGAGGUACAACUAGAGAAGCUGCUGUGCUGGAAUGUGGCAGUGCGGGAUUUCCAUAUCCUUGUUAAUUUGGUUAGGGUAUUUGACAGCAGACCUGUGCUCAGCAACUGUCUGAAGUAUGGCCGCCUCUUUGUGGAAGCAUUCCUGAAACUUGCCAUGCCUCUCCUGGACCACAGCUUUAAAAAGCACAAGGAGGAUGUGCAGAGUUUGCUGAAAUCCUUGCAGCUGAGCACCAGGCAACUUCAUCAUAUAUGUGGUCAUUCCAAGAUUCACCAAGAUGUAGGACUGACCAAUCACGUGCCUUUGUUGAAGAAAACACUGGAGCAGUUUGUAUACCGAGUGAAAGCAAUGCUGGCCUUUAACCACUGCCAGGAAGCAUUCUGGGUGGGCAUCCUCAAAAACAGAGACCUGCAGGGAGAAGAGAUCCUGUCUCAGUCUUCUGAAGUGAGUGACCAAGAGGGUGUAGACAACCAGCAACCCAAAGAAGAUCCUGUCAAGGAGAAAGAUGUUUCAGGGAGCGAGAGUGAAACUGAACAUGAUGACAGCAGUGAGGAUGAUGAAGGGACCUCCCAAAACUAACAGCAUCCCCAUGUGUUUACCAGGGAAUAGAUGCUCAGUAUUCCCCAUUCGAGUCUGCACCUGCCACAGCUGAUAGACUCCAUGGUUUAGAGGCUGCAUUCUCAUAAUGGCCUGGGUACAUUCUGCAGCAAUAAAGUCAAGACAGCUUCCAGCCAAGUUUGCAUAGAAUGAAGUUUAGGUGCCUUGAUGUUGCUUUUUAUCUGAGUUUUAUACCUAGGCACUAUGAAUGUCUAGCCUAUAUGUACAUUUCUGUUGUUCUUGCCUCCAGAUUUCCCCAAUUGUUUCCCAUAAGUUCUUCUUUACCUUUCAAAUUAGUUUUUCUGCAAAAAAAUUACCUUGUUUGUCAAUUUAUUGAAUAAAAUUGAAAUUCCUGCCUUUG